This is a messenger RNA of Knipowitschia caucasica, 687 nucleotides long. NCBI's taxonomy places the organism in Eukaryota, Metazoa, Chordata, Actinopteri, Gobiiformes, Gobiidae. The record is from the annotation of a GenBank genome assembly.
AUGAGAGCACCUCAGUCCGGGACCUACGCUCCUCCUCACAGCCCUCAGUCCUCCUCUUUCCCCGGGACUGAACUCUCCUCUCUCCCCGGGACCGAACUCCCCAAAGAAGCGGCGCAAGGACCAAGCGGCGACGCGUCUCCCGCUGCCCGUACGCGUAGUUCCCGAGAGGCGCUGAUGAGGAUGUGUCCCGCGUCUGUCGGGAUAGCAGUGCUGGCCGCGGUCCUUCAGAUGUGCUCAGGCCUGGGUCUGGGCCUGGGUCUGGGCCUGGGUCUGGACCUGGGACUAGACCUGGGCCUGGACCUGGGUCUCUCAGUGCAGAAGGAGCAGGAGGAGCAGGAGGAGCAGGAUGAGCAGGAAGAGGAGAAGGAGGAGGAGCAGGAGGAGCAGGAGGAGGAGCAGGAGGAGCAGGAAGAGGAGAAGGAGGAGCAGGAGGAGGAGCAGGAGGAGCAGGAGGAGCUGGAGGAGCAGGAGGAGCAGGAAGAGGAGAAGGAGCAGGAGGAGGAGCAUGAGGAGCAGGAGGAGGAGCAGGAGGAGCAGGAGGAGGAGCAGGAGGAGCAGGAGGAGCAGGAGGAGCAGGAGGAGCAGGAGGAGCAGGAGGAGGGUGUGCUUCACUCAGUUCAUGUUGGAUCAGAGUCAAAACUGUUUGACCUUCACCAGAGGAGCCUCCAUCACUGCAGACCUGACUGA